This is a messenger RNA of Nasonia vitripennis (jewel wasp), 3174 nucleotides long. RefSeq names its product ran-binding protein 3 (gene RanBP3). Lineage: Eukaryota; Metazoa; Arthropoda; Insecta; Hymenoptera; Pteromalidae. The transcript has 6 exons. Gene Ontology annotation, cellular component: nuclear pore; cytoplasm. Gene Ontology annotation, biological process: protein export from nucleus. Gene Ontology annotation, molecular function: GTPase activator activity. Bases 53 to 1429 code for a protein of 458 amino acids. The record is from RefSeq and is a predicted model, not a curated record.
GUCGUAAACCCACGUACCACGUACUGGUCGCGAGUUAUAAUCCGCGGUUUUGAUGAUGGCGUCCUAUUCGUUUGUACUGCUGGCGCUGUGCUGCACUCCCGGCCAACCAGCCGUGCCUAUAACAAAAUCCAAAUCACCCACAGUGUGCAGCCACAGUCCUGUAGGCGCAAACAUGGCGGACUGCAAGGAGAGCAACGAGGCAUCCAAGGAUCCCGAGCCGCCGGUCACCAUGAAGUUCGACAGCCCCGAGGAGUCCAGUGACAACUCUGCCAACGAUGAAGCAGAGAAGCCAGUCACCGAGAAAGAUUCUGACAACUCCUCUUCAUCCAGCAGCAUGACUAACAGUACUUCGCUUUCGGAACGACAGAGCAGCGAAGCAAAUUCCAAAAAAAGAAUGGUGCCAAAAUCGUUUGGAAGGGACCAUUGGUCUCCAGAUUUGUACAGUGGCAGCAGCAAGCCAAAAUCGGCAUUGCUAAGGCCAUCUCAACUUAAUGCUGUGACUACUAAUUCAUCCAGCACCACAACCAAAAGUGUUCUGAAGCCAGCAAAAUUCCAAAACCCGUUCACAAAGGUAACUGAUAUCGAUGAUGUCGAGUCAGCUUCCUCCACACAGAACACCAAGGACCAAGAUACCUCGAAAGACAGUGACAAAGAGGAAAAAGACAAGCAGAGCGACGAACAGAAGGAGGAUAAAGAAAAGGAAGCACCCAAAUUCCUAGCGCUAAACAAGACAAAGGAGACCAAGGAGAACGAGAACAUUUUGAACAGCACGAUGGCGGCGAGUGCAUCGACGCCAAGCUUUGUAUUCGGACAGAAUCUAAAGGAACGCGUUGCGGUGGCUCACGAUGCCGACAGCUCCGAUGGUUCUGAAAAAGAAGAGCCCAAGGAAGAGCCGGCUAACGAAAAUGGUUCUUCAGAGCUGAUGUUCUCAAACGCCGCGGCAGUUUGUCGUAGCACAGCCAAGCCCGGGCUUACCUUGUCACAAGCUGCCCAGGAGAUGGAAGAAGCGAAUCGCGCAAACAAGAGAAAGUACAGUGAAGUGACGCUGUUAACCGGAGAGGAGGACGAAACGAACGUUUUACAAAUCAACUGCAAACUUUUUGCUUUUGAUAAAGCAACAAGUAGUUAUCAGGAGCGGGGUCGAGGCUCUCUGCGCCUGAACGACAAGGACGAGGAGUCGCGGCUGGUGGGCCGUGCCGCAGGCACCCAGAGGCUGGUACUCAAUACAAAGGUGUGGCCGGGCAUGACGGUCGAGCGGGCAGGGCCAAAAUCGCUGCGGCUCACUGCCAUGGAUGUCCAGGGUGAUAUCAGGAUCUUUGUAGUGCAGGCCGCGCAGAAGGAAGUCGAGCAGCUGCAUAAUCUACUGAUGCAGCGGUUGAAGCGUGCACAAGAUCGACAACCCAAGAAGGUGGCCGCUGAGCCUCACUGACCGAUGCUAGCUCCAGCCGUUCGCUCAAGUUUGGCUUUUUUGUGCUGAGGACAAGCGUGUUCUGGUGUUGUUAAAUUUUGUCGAGGGCUUUUUUUAUCAAGUAUUUUUUUUCUUUUUUUCGAUAAAUACUGAGUUUUUGGAGACGACUAUUCGUGGUAUUUUUUAGUUACAUUUUCGACUGUGAAACACCAGGAUUUCGCCUCGAUGAAGUUGAGUUCGCUGGGUUUUCACUAGUCCGCUCAAAUUUUGUAGUUAAAUAUGAAUUCGUCAAGUGCGAAAUUUUAAUUAUUAAUUUUUGAAUAUUUAAAUACCGAACUGAUGCUUAAAUUUGUAUGCUCAUCACAGCACUAUAGUUAAAUUUUUUUGUAAUAAUAAUAACUUGAAUCUACGGUGCUAAGAAUCGUAUUUAAUUAUAAUCUUUUGCAGUGUCAGAAAACUCUGAGAAGUGAAAUUAAAAAUUAUCUACUACUUCUUGGUAGACUAUUUUAACUCAUUUCUGCAUUCUCGCGAAAUUUUCAUCGAUUUGCCGAAGUAGCAAUAAGGAUCAGUGGACAGCUGAGGACGUCUUGAGCAUGACAUGAUAGUAUCUAAUAUCAGAGACCGAAAACUCCGUUGGGGUAACUAUAUACAGGCCUGUAACAUAAAAUGAUGAUUAUUUCAUUUAAAAAAUUAACAGUUUGUGGAUAAAGGUCGUUUCCCGAUCAUAGUUAUAUCAGGCUUUGAUCGAAAUUUGGUAUGUUGUGUAAAAGGAGGUAAAUGAAAGAAAUGCAUCAUUUUAUAUAACAUUGAGAUCUAAUUUUUUUUUUGUUUGCAAAUAGUACAUUAUGAUACGUGUGACUUAAAUGGUUGAUUUUUACACGGCGCUAAUCGCCGUGUAAAACUGAACCAUUUAAGUCGCACGUAUCCUAUGAAAUUUUAUAGCACAGACUGCUAACAUCCGCAAGUCUCGCCUAUUCGUGACUAAAGUAGUCGUUAGUCUCGUGCGCUAACCUCACGGUGCAAAAAAGGACUACUUUAGUCACAGAUAGGCGUGACUUAACAGCGGAUUUUAGCCACACUGUGCUAUAAAUACAUUUUCUAAUCAUUCCUGUGAAAUAGACACGAGAUCGUACGAUUUUUAUGUCGCCGAAACAAAUAUACCUGCACGCGCUGCUGCGACAGUGCUCAAAGAGUGUUAUUUGUUAGAUUUUGGUCGUUUCACAAAGUAAAUAAAAAUUUUACAUCACUUAAGAAAAGAAACAAUACGAAAAUGUCGAAAUAAUUAUUCAAAUUUUUAUGCCGAAUAAACGAAAUAUUAAGGAAGCAAAAACAACGUUUUAUUACGAACUCUUGGGCGUCGACAAUAUUUCUUUGAAAACGAAGCAAAAAAUUGACGGACAAACGGGUUCUCAUCAAGAAGAAUCAUAUGUAGCACUUUACGAGAAAAUUAAAAAAAAAAAUGAAUGUAUGCGGUAGGAUGAAUUGUGCGAAUGAUAUAUUAAGCUAGAUAGAGAUUUUUAACAAGGAUAGUUCAAAUUAAUUUAGAAUGCGAUUAAGAGAGGCAGACUGCUGCAUGUUUAUGUAAGAUGCUCAACUGAGAAGAUGCACGAUCAUCUUACAUGUAAUUUGUAAUGAUAAAUCGUCGAAUAGCAAAUCGGUUUUUGUACUACCUCGUAUUCGGUAAACACCUCAUUGACUUACUUGAGUUACUUUUAACAAAUGCAUUGUUCAACUAUUAGCUGUAAAUAAAAUCUCGAUCUAGUAAA